CUAUUGUUGGUUGAUGUUUUGACUCGCGGGUGCUCGCUUUCCCUUUGCACUUUCACCCAAAUGAUCUCCACUCGACUCGUUUCAACCUGCUCACUCAUCUCCCCAGCAGAAAAUAAAAUAUUUACAACAAAGGUCAUGGGUCAACGUCACGGCAAGACCGGUGUGACCUCUAUUCCUACGAAUCCCGCCUGCUUUCCCCUCCUCCCUGACAAGGACCUCAUUCUCAUCUCUUCCACCGCCGCCUCCAGCGUUUCUAGGCUCCGACAAAUCCUCCAGCUCGCUACCGGCCUUGUUUUCGAUGCGGCGCAAAUGUCGACGACGACCUUCUGCCUCACCGCCGUCUCCACACUAGUCAGCUUCACGCUCGACCACCUCAACUCUUCUCAAGAAUCAUGCGUCACGAUGACCUCUGGCGACACGGUGGCCACCUCGUCCAGUCUGGAGGAAAGCUUGUUGGCCGCGAAGAUCGACAAAGUGGUCGUGUCUGGAGGCAUUUUGGCGUUGAGGGCAAAGUUAACCGCGAUCCAGAACCGGUACGAGCGCCUUCUAGAGCCAAACUCUAGCCUCGACUGGGCGGACCGUCGCCUCGAAGUCAUUCCAGCUCUCGUCCUAUGCGAAGAAAUUUUGGCCUUGUUUGAGGACGAAGAAUACAUUUUUGCCCGUCAUCCACUUUCUGCUACCCCAUUCCUCGUCACGUUUGGGGGCGUGUACGUGGCGGUGGCGGAAUUCUCGCUCGCCAUCCUGCCCUCCUAUCGUACCGGCCUCGUGAAACAAAUGCUCCUUUUAGGCAAGGUCCUCGCCUCAUACAAAGUGACUUGCGUCAAGAUGCGAAUGAAGGAGGUGGUGUUGCGUAAGGCGAUAAGGGUCGGCCCACCGGACACUUGGAUGGACGGGGUUUGUGAUGCCAUCGAGGUGGAAGACGUCGUACAGGAGUUUUACCUCCACGACCCAUUAUUACACAGAAAGAAGAGUCAGAAUAAUAAUGAUGUAGAAGAAUCGUCACAUUUCGAGGAGGAGGAUAAAGUCCACUUCCAGUCUGUGGACGAAGUUCUCAGUAUCUACAGGGGAAGGCUGGAAGAGAAGUAUGACACUUUUUUUGCAGGUAUUCUGCAAAAUGUGGCAGAUUUUUCCGGUUUUCGAGAUCAAGAGUCAGAAUGAAGAAUAAUUUAUGUAAUUCAAAUUGCAAAUAAGUUUUAGGAAAAUGAGUACGUUUUCAGCAUGAGUAAUUACAUGUAUUAAUCAGAAUUAAUUAUUUUAAUACUCUUCGUAAUUAAUCGUAUAAUUUAUUAUUAAUAAUUAAUUUUUGUAAAAUUUUGAAGGAAUAAGAGUAAACGACUUCAUAUUUUUGAAAUCAUAAAACAGGGUUUUUAUACAUAUUUAUUCUCAAGAAUUAACUCUGGUGUUUUAAUAGGUUUCCUUUUCAUCCCUUUCACACAUACUUUUCAAAUGGUAAAACAAAUAAAUAU
Messenger RNA from Folsomia candida, 1466 nucleotides. RefSeq lists its product as uncharacterized. The transcript is spliced from 2 exons. Lineage: Eukaryota; Metazoa; Arthropoda; Collembola; Entomobryomorpha; Isotomidae. The record is from RefSeq and is a predicted model, not a curated record. The coding region runs from base 61 to 1158 and encodes 365 amino acids.